CUGCCAGUACACACUUUUUUUUUUUUUUAUUUGGCUCUUUCGAAUCUAAAUUCUUUCAAAAUUCGCCAAUACGUCAGAAUCGCUUGUCGGAGGGCAACCAUUCGCGUUGUCCCCCACAAGCACACUCCUUUUUUAGUCACAAGCUAUCGUCCCUACGGAGACAAUAAGUGUCCUAAGGAUGGAUCCGGGGCUGCAAAGUUCAAGAUGGAUCGCGGGCCCUUUUUCUCUCAGUUGGACUACCGGUCCCGAAUACAGUUUAAUACACCCGCCCUGAGUAAAAACCUGACUGGGAUCAUCUGCACCAUUGGUCCCUCUUCCGAAAAGCCGGAAGUUUUGCUAAAGCUCAUCCAGGCGGGAAUGCGAGUGGUGCGGUUGAAUUUUUCGCAUGGCUCCCACGAGCUCCACUGCAGAGUCAUUCAGGCGGCGCGCAAGGCAAUGGAGAUGUAUGUGCAGGAGACGGGCAUUCCAACGACGGUGGCCAUAGCACUCGAUACCAGCGGUCCAGAGAUCCGGACGGGUCAGCUAGCUGACGGCAGUCCCACCUCAGUGGUCCUCCUGAAAAGGGGUGAUAAGGUCACUCUCACAACGAACAAAUCUGUGGAGAAUCAAUGUACAAAGGAGAAGAUCUAUGUGGACUACAAAAGCCUUCCCAGCGUUGUCAAGCCUGGGAGACGCAUCUUUGUUGAUGAUGGCUUGAUUGGACUGCGAGUUGAGAGUGCAACUAACGACGAGGUCGCCUGCACCGUGCUGAACGACGCCAAUCUAGGCUCCCACAAAGGCGUCAAUCUUCCGGGAACUGAAGUGCCAGACUUGCCAGCUGUUACAGAGAGGGACAAAAAGGACCUUAAGUUCGGUGUUGAGCAAAAGGUGGACAUGAUCUUUGCGUCGUUUAUCCGCGAUGCCAAUGCCGUGUCCGAGAUUCGUCAGACUCUGGGACCGAAAGGUGAAGGCAUAAAGAUCAUAUCCAAGAUCGAAAGCCAGGAGGGAGUGAACAACAUAGACGAAAUCAUCAAGGCAUCCGAUGGCAUUAUGGUGGCCCGAGGCGACAUGGGAAUCGAACUGUACACAGAGGACGUGCCUCUGGCCCAGAAAUGUAUAAUCGCCAAGUGCAAUAUGGCCGGUAAGCCGGUGAUUUGUGCCACCCAGAUGCUGGAAUCCAUGUUAUCGAAUCCGCGUCCCACCCGGGCGGAGGCAUCGGACGUCGCCAACGCAAUUUUCGACGGCGCCGAUACGGUAAUGUUGUCUGGCGAGACGGCAAAAGGAAAGUACCCGGUGGAAGCCGUCGAAUGUAUGGCCAGGAUCUGCGCCAAAACAGAGGCGGUUCUGUGGUACGAGAAGAUGCAGGACAACCUCAAACAUGUGAUCCGGGACACCGCCGCGGAUCAGAUUUCGGCAGUUACCACGGCGAUUGUGGAGGCUGCCAUGGUGAGCCAGGCAAAGAUCAUUGUUGUAGCUUGCCCGUGCGGCAUGGUGGGGCAGAUGAUCAGCCAGAUGCGACCGAUGUGCCCCAUUGUAGCUCUUACGGGCUCUCACAUAGAAGGCGCCCAGUCGAUGGUUUAUCGAGGCAUUUAUCCUUUGCUGAUCGAAGAAAUGGCUUUAGGUUGCCUGGAUUUUCGACGCGUUGUCCGCACGGGUCUUAAGAUAGUGGCCAGAAUGCACAUUCUGGAGCCAGGACAGAAAGCGUGCGCUGUGCUGGUGAACGCCAUGUCAGCGAAUAACAUCAGUUUCCGGCUAUUCACGAUAAAACAGCCCUCCGAAAAGGAGAUGCAGCAAAGAGACCGUUGCCGAAAGUUGGCCCUUGCGAAAAAAUGCAAAAGAAAACCGCCGUGUAAAGUUUUCAAGGAGAAGGAUAAUAAUACCAAGAACAAAUGCAAAUCAGAAGCGGAUAAUUGCAAAAAGCUUUUAGAGGAGCAGAAAGAAAAUUCUCAAGAUAAAAGGUGUAAGGCUUUGGAGCAACUUGAAAAAUGCAAGCAGUUAUCUCAAAAGGAUAAGUGCCAACCGGAAGUCAAAUUUGAUUGCUGUCAAGAACAACAAGAGGAUAAAUGUGUAUCGGCUCAAGCGUUGGAGGAAAAAAAGAAGCAGCGCGAGAUGGAGAUAAAGCUAAUUCAAGAGGCUAUUGCACAAUUAGAGGCUUCCGAAAAAGCCAAGCAAUGUGAGCAGGCAAAAAAGGAUCAACAAGACCUAGAAAAUUGCAAAAAACUGGCUGAGAAAGACAAAAAAGAGGAAGAGGAUAUAAAAUGUAAGCAAAAGCAAAAGGAAAGGAAAAGAGCCAAAAUGGCUAAGAAAUGGAAGAGGCUUUCAGCCAAAAGACAAAAGAAGAGACAAGCUGAGCUUUGCAAGCAGAUGGCGGAUGAGUUGAAAAGAAAGGAGGCUGAAGCUACCGACAAGAUCAUGAAAGCCGUUUGCAAGAAAUUGGCCGAAAUGCAAAAGAAUCCGAACAAAGACAAUCCAAACAAAAAAUAGAUAUGGCUAAUAGC
Molecule: messenger RNA, 2477 nt
Organism: Drosophila bipectinata
Lineage: Eukaryota; Metazoa; Arthropoda; Insecta; Diptera; Drosophilidae
Product: pyruvate kinase
Biological process (GO): glycolytic process
Cellular component (GO): cytoplasm
Molecular function (GO): potassium ion binding; pyruvate kinase activity; magnesium ion binding
Source: RefSeq, a predicted model, not a curated record